AUGGCAGCGGAUGUGUCCUCAGGCCUCGGAUUUAUCCGCUUCUGGGCUUCCGCGUCUGCCUUAGAUGCUGUUGACCUCUGCCGACGUCAUCGCGACGAAACAGCUCUGGUAGACGGUAAAGUCAAAUUCACCGCAGAUGUCCCUAAAUGUAUCAGAUCUGCGAAUGAUGAGUCUGCCUGCUCUGCGGCGCAAGCGGUCGGACAGCUGAUCGAUGAGCGCAAUGAGGAAAGUCAACAGAGUCUCCACAUCCUUCUCCUCGGUCUUGGUGAUCUUCACCAUGUGCUUUUCACUGUUUCCCGCCUGUGGAAACCGGAAAAUAGAGGCCACCGUCUUCAUUUCUUCGUGCACGAGGACGCGCCAGAGGUGCUGGCGAGACACUUGCUUCUCCUGGACAUGGUGAAUGACAGAACCUUGUCAUUUAGAGAGAAAACCGACACGUUCCUCGAUGUCUACGCGAAUACUCGCCUGCUCCCCAAGACUGUCGACUACAUCCGGAAUCGGCAGCCCCGUUUAACUGACUUUGUGUGCUCCGAACAUCCCCAUCCGCUGGACGGCCUUGUCGACCUGACGCAUCUGAAGCAUCGUCAACGCGACGAUAUCCAGGAAGCGAUGGAGGCCUGGCAUCCGGCUGUGAAAUUCGACCUGGAAGGACUGCGAGACCAACGGCUCAGGCACUUCUAUGGCCAGCGAUUCGACUAUAAGGUUAACCUAAUGGAUUGGAAUUAUCAGAUGAACCUUAGCCCGAUGGUUCCUAUCAUUCACUGGCGACAGUACAAACGCUUCGCCCUCACAGGUGUCGCCUUCGAAGCGCGCCUUGCAGAUCACGCCGAGCCGAACAGGACGCUUUCUUCCUAUACACGUGCAACAGACACGAAGCGACGUCAGAGUGUCAAAGUCCGCGGUUUCUGGGCCGACAUCGUCAGCGGACCGUUCUACGCGUACGGCGCAGAGACGAGGCACCGGUACAGAGACCGUUUGUUUCGCAAGGUCGGCGACCAGCAGCGCUAUAGUACCCAUGACAUUGCGACCUUCAAUCUCACUUCUAUGAUCUACGGCAUUCAAGAAAUGAACGUGAGUUUCAGCGCGCAUGCCUACAGCGUCUCCCGUCGCAGUCAUUCACGAGGAACCCCUCGUGAAGGCGUGAGGCAGGCGAGGCCCCUCUUGACGGCACUCGCUUCGGGAGUCCAUCCCGGAAGCGGCGCGGCUUUCUGCAGAGCUGCAUGGCGUGCGCGCGUUUGGCAGCUGAACGGGUCAGGCACUCUGAAUCCCAAUCUGCUGGAGCGCGAGUUGUGCGUGAUUCGUGGAGACGCUCAGGACUUUCCCCUACCGCCAAAAUCUGAAAACGAGGAUAAACCUCCUUAUCCGUCGCCGACGGAGUUGGCAUUCUUCGCGUUGGAGUCGCAGCAGACCUCUGAGUCUCGUCCCUCUGAGUCUUGUCCCUCUGGGUCUUGUCCCUCUGAGUCUUCCGCUGCCCACCGAGACGCGAAAGUGGUUAAGCGGGAGGCCCCUGGAAGUUCACGGCUCGGACCAGAGUGCGACAAAGAGAAGAUUCUUCCGUUCUCAGCCGGCGACGAAACCCCACGUGGGCUGAGUCCAGAGGCAUCGCCGAGCUGCAAACGCAAUGUGACACUGGAGGCGUCGCCCAGUGGGGCGCAGGCCAAGCGAAUCGCCUCUUCGAAAGACAGUCGCGCGAGCGCGUGUUCACAGGCGACAGCGGGUCAUCGCAACGUCUCGCCCCGAGCGCUUCCCGACGUUCAACGCCGAGAGGAAGGCGGGAGUGCCUCAGGGGGCGCCGAGUCUGAGGCCGGUCUUCUGCCAGGUACUUCAAACCGAAAGCAAAAGACAAGAGAAGCAGCAGCCGGUGCCUGCGGUAUGCGGUACACUAACCAGUUUGAUGUGGCGAUUGUCGCGAAUGUGGCUACCACGCCCCUCUUCAAGCAUUGCGGCGUCCUGUCGAAUUCGACGCCUUCAGAAGACUUGCCAACGCCAGCAGUGAACGGCGAGGGGCGUGCCGCACGCCAGCGCGGAGAGGUUCCUACUGAGGCAGCAGCCUCGGCGACUCCCUGCGCGGAGGCGCCUCCGUCGUUCCUGAGCACUUGCCUAAAGAAGGAUGCGCUCGUCUGUUUCGAAACCUUCAAAUAUGCCGCAAACUUGAACAGCGUCGCGAAACUGAGGUUUCGAAAAGUGGCCUUGGAAGCCGCAAAGAAAUCCCGCUGGCAUCUGUGCAACCCGAGUAGCGCGCCGCCGAUGGCCGAGACACUGCGAGUUGGGUCGCAGCCUCAGACAGAGAAAGAGCCGAACUGUGCAGAAGCCACCAAACAAGAGGCAGCUGCUGACGCAUACAUGAUUUUUCGCACGUCGCCUUGCGCAUGA
This is a messenger RNA of Besnoitia besnoiti, 2373 nucleotides long. RefSeq lists its product as uncharacterized. The coding region runs from base 1 to 2373 and encodes 790 amino acids. The transcript has 16 exons. NCBI's taxonomy places the organism in Eukaryota, Apicomplexa, Conoidasida, Eucoccidiorida, Sarcocystidae. The record is from RefSeq and is a predicted model, not a curated record. Gene Ontology annotation, biological process: axonemal dynein complex assembly; motile cilium assembly.